Messenger RNA from Cyanistes caeruleus (blue tit), 3371 nucleotides. The record is from RefSeq and is a predicted model, not a curated record. NCBI's taxonomy places the organism in Eukaryota, Metazoa, Chordata, Aves, Passeriformes, Paridae.
CCUCCUCUCAUUUUCUAGCUUGCUUGUUUAUCUCACUAGCUUUUCAUCAGAGUAACAUCCACUCUGCCUCUGUGCUGAGCACAGUGGGUCCUGCUCUUGGCUGGGGCUUUUAGACACCACUAGGAGUAACAGAUAUGAUUCUCUCUUUACGUCUGUCUCCUCCCUCUCCGUCCAUGCUCCAGUGCUUGUGAGAGACUUCAAAGAGACGCUGUCUUCUGUGGCUUCGGGAUCCCUGCAAGAAAUGGGAGUCUGAUGGAUUGUAAAUGCACCUGCUUUGUUUAAAACCCAGCCAAACAGAUAAGUGCACUUUUAAUUAUCUCCGAACGGUGCUUUAGACAUAGCUGUGCACAGCAUCUCUCUUCAGUUUGGUGAGGCUCUGUGUUUCACCCCUGCAAAUGAAUGCUGUGUGGGUCUCAUUUCAGCUGAGAAAAACCAGACACUAUUGGUAUUUCACAUUAAGGUAAUUAACUGGUGUCUGAAGGAGCUGCAGCUGAGGGGUUGGGAGGCUCCCAGGGGUCUAUCCUUGCUCUUCCAGAGCCACUGUCGCCAGCAGCCCUGUGAGGUUUUGGGACUCUGAGGAGGAACUCUGCGGGACCAGACGAGGCUGAUGUGACCCAUCUGAGCCUUAAAGAGUCCUGUGGGACUCAUUAGAGGUUUAAUAACUAAACUUGGCUGGUUUGAUUGAGAAGAUGCUUGUGCAGGCUUGGCACAAUCUCAGAGAAACCAGCUUGUGCUGCUGGCAGGAGAAAGGGCUUUCUGCAUGUGUUUGUCAUAUGUGUGCAGAGAAAGUGAUAACCCUGCUUCCUCCCAACAGCUUCCAGGUGGGAAAAGAGCUGGGGAUGGGGGAGAAAAGACCUUGGUUACCCUGAGUUUACACAGGGCAUGCCAAGAAGUAUCAUUGGUGAGUGGUAACAAGAAUUGUCCCCUCAAAGUUAGGGGAACAUUUUUGUCUCUUUAGCAAGAAGGCAGCUUCUGGCUGCUUAGGUCUGCUUCUAGAGGUGACCACUGUCUCCUUCUGGAUACACCACUGCAAUUACUAAAUUAUUCAAGAAACCCAUAAAAUAGGGUCUCAUUUUGUCUCAAAGUGUAACUUUGCAAUAAUAUACAGCCAUGGGGUCGGGGCAAAUAUUCGGCAUAAUGCAAUUUACUGUAUUAGAAUAAUGAAAAAAAAAAAAAAAAAAAAGCAUUGAAGCUGAGUGCAUGAGCUUAUUAUUGUUGUUAUUAUUAUUAUUGUUGGGGAUGUGUGGCAGGAGGCCGGACAAGAGCCACAUUAUUUACUCCAGACUUGUCUUGCUUGCUCUACCAGGGAUAAUUACAAGUGUGAAACGUCUGCCUUGCUAUUAGGAAAACUACAGACAGGUUUGCUACAGCAAAUGAGGCUGUAGCAACUGACCUGAAUUCAUCUUACCUUCCUAAGCAAAAGGUGAGCCUUGAGGACACCUGAGAGACUGUAGCUCCUGAAUGCAUGACCUUCCCCUGUGAUUAGAAGAAAGCCAUGGGGAAAGACAAGAAAGAAGAGGCCAUCUUCCUGAGGAAAAAGAUAACUUUGCUGCGAGCUUUCUCGCUGCUCAUCGGCAGCAUGGUUGGCAGUGGCAUCUUUAUUUCCCCCAAAGGAGUACUGAAAAACUCUGGCAGCGUGGGAUUCUCCCUGGUCGUGUGGUUUUCCUGUGGGCUCUUCUCCAUGUUUGGUGCCUUGUGCUAUGCAGAGCUUGGAACAAGAAUCACCAAGUCUGGAGGACAUUAUAUCUACAUUUUGGAGACACUAGGGCCUCUGCCAAGCUUCUUAUUCCUGUGGGCAGAGUUUUUUGCUAUCAGGCCUGCCAACAGUGCUGUGGUUUCCCUGGCAUUUGGUCGCUACAUGCUGGAGCCGUUUUUCACCCCCUGUGCUGCCCCUGUCCCUGCGGUGAAGCUCGUCUCUCUCCUGGGCUACUACAUGGUCCUCACCCUCAAUUCCUGGAGUGUCACCUGGAGCGCGCGGCUGCAGACAGCUCUCUCCGUUGUCAAACUCCUGGCUCUUGCACUCAUCAUUGUGCCAGGGAUGAUGCUGCUGGCCCAGGGCCACACCGAGAACUUCCAGGAUGCUUUUGACAGACAGUCGCUGGUUCUGGAUAAACUCCCCCUGGCUUUCUAUGCAGGCAUGUUCGCAUACUCCGGCUGGUUUCAGACCAGCUUUGUGCGUGAAGAGUUGGUCAAACCUGAACGAAAUAUCCCCCUGGCUGUCAUCGUGUCCGUCAUCUCGGUAAUUGUGGGGUACAUGCUCACCAAUGUCUCCUAUUACACGGUCCUGGGAACACAAGAUGUUCUGGCUUCUCCUGCUGUGGCUGUGAGCUUUGUGCAGCGAGCUUUCAAAAGCCUGAUCUCCGUGGUCCCUGUCCUUGUCGCACUGUCCUGCUUUGGAACCAUGAAUGGAGGAAUCUUCACAUUUUCAAGGACUCUGUUUGUGGCUUCCAGGGAAGGGCAGUGGCCUCCUCUCUUCUCCAUGAUCCACAUUCGAAGGCAUACCCCUCUUCCCGCUGUCAUGUUAAUGUUCCCUUUGGUCACUGCCAUGGUGUGCAUUGGAGACAUCUACCAUCUACUGAACUUCUUCAGCUUUUCCCGAUGGCUCUUCAUAGGAUUAGCCACCCUCGGGCUCAUCAUCCAUCGGCACCGUCACCCGGAGCUGCACAGCCCCUUCAGGGUUCCCCUGUUUGUUCCUGUCUCUUUUACCAUCAUCUGCCUCUUCACAGUGGCAAUGUCUUUCUACUCAGACCCUGUGAGCAUUAGCAUUGGAUGCACUAUGGUUUUGAGUGGUUUUCCAGUCUACUACCUCAUAAUUCACAGGCAGAUGUCAGACCGCUGCCGCAACCUGUUCUAUUAUCUGACACAUAAACUACAGUUACUGCUGGAAGUUGUCCAACAAGAAAUCAAGACUUACUGAGAAAACCAUCAGAACUCAGAGAAGACAAUAAAAAUCUACUUACACCAUUUUUGACACCUUUGAUUCUACCAUAAGCAGGCCAUGCUUUUAUUCUUUUUUAGUCAGUGAAAAUGAGGACAACUCUGAGCCAAAACCUUGCUGCAAGUGUUCCUAAGCUUGCCAAUAGGGAUCAGAUCCUGCCCUUUCAUUUUUUUCAGGAGAGCGAACUAGUUGUCUGAAAUGAGCUUGCUUUGCCUGCAGUGUCUUUGAAACCAAGAUCCUAAUUUAUCCCAGUCCCGAGUAAAAUUGAGUAUGUGUGUGUACAGAGACAACAUUUUGUUUUCCUAGCUUGGCAAACAGAGGAAGUGGGCAUGUUGCAGAACUUAGAAUCCAACACAUGGAAGCCAAAUGCAAGUUUCAAACAGAACUAUAGCAGCUUUGUUGUGGACAACGGGAAGGGUUGGGGAGAGCGAAU